AUUAAAUUAAUGCCACAAAGAAGGGAAGAAUCAGGCAGUUGACACCGUGGAUUCGUGGUGAGCCUCAUCCAAUCAAAUAAUAGGUUAUUCGCUUGGAGAAGCCGGCUUUUUCUUUCUGUAUUCAUGCAUUAUUUGUGGUAGUUAUGACGGAAAUGUUUUCAACUCUGUUCGGGCAAAAUGAAGCUCAGGGUCCACCCGUCUCAUCGUCUCUGGGUUUCGGACCGGGGAAACCUCCGCCGCCUCUGCCGCAGAGUCAAGUCUCCAUGGUGGGGCAGCUGCCAGCACAGCUCGGGGAUGAAGGGCCUGCUCUUCGGAAGACCGGAGUCAUGAAUGAACCUUUCUAUUUACUACGAGAGCUUCCUGUGGGGAAUGAGUUAACGGGAAACACCAACCUCAUCACACAUUACAACUUGGAACAUGCCUACAACAAAUUCUGCGGGAAGAAGGUGAAGGAGAAACUCAGCAACUUUCUGCCAGAGUUACCAGGUAUGAUUGACUGUCCGGGCACUCAGGACGGCAGCUCAUUGCGGUCACUUAUCGAUAAACCUCCAGUUUGUGGGAACUCCUUCAGUCCUCUGACCGGUGCUCUGCUUACAGGCUUCAGACUACACACAGGACCGCUGCCAGAACAGUACAGAUUGAUGCACAUACAGCCCCCAAAGAAGAAGAGCAAACACAAGCACAAACACCACCGACCGCAGGAUCCACUACCACAAGAAACUCCAUCAGACUCUGAUCCCAAGAAGAAGAAGAAAAAGAGAGAUGAUGAUCCUGACCGAAAGAAAAAGAAGAAAGACAAGAAAAAGAAGAAGAACCGCCACAGUCCAGACCACCCCGGCCUCGCUGGAUCACAACCCAACAGCAACAGCCUCAGAUAGACGGAGCCCACUGUGUGCGUGCACGCCUGUGUUUGAAUGUGUGUGUGUGUGCAUUUUGUAAGAGGAUGACUGCGUUUUCCAGAUAAUUGUAUUAAUAGGUUUAAUGAGAGAAGACAUGAUGGAAAUAAGAGGGAUGAAUGAUGUGUGUAAGAAGAUGGGAGCUGCAAUGUGACGGAUGUUAAAGUGAAAAAGGCAGAAAGUUGCUGUCGAGCUGUGUGAUUAUGAAUGACUGAGCAGACACUGUAUGUAUGUUCCUCUUUGACUCUGUUGUGAUAUCUUUUGACCAUAAUGCCAAAAUCAAAUAAACUUUGGUUAUUAUCUUUG
This is a messenger RNA of Cheilinus undulatus (humphead wrasse), 1202 nucleotides long. It is a transcript of the gene med19a, whose product is annotated as mediator complex subunit 19a. Gene Ontology annotation, molecular function: transcription factor binding; transcription coregulator activity. Lineage: Eukaryota; Metazoa; Chordata; Actinopteri; Labriformes; Labridae. The transcript has 6 exons. The coding region runs from base 144 to 878 and encodes 244 amino acids. Gene Ontology annotation, biological process: positive regulation of transcription by RNA polymerase II. The record is from RefSeq and is a predicted model, not a curated record. Gene Ontology annotation, cellular component: mediator complex.